CCACGUGGGCUCGCCGGUAUCUGCCGCGCGCUCAGCCAAUAGGCGCGCAGCAGGGAAAAGCUUUUGAUAGCGUUGGGCCAAUCAGAGACAGAGUGGCCUGGCGCGGAACACCCACAGAAGAUUGGGCUUUAAAUAAGAGGAGUUUCGGCUCUGAGAGGCACAGAGAGCUCUACUCACGCACGGAACUGACUGAGAAGCAAACGGACGCCGGCAGGACUCUAUACCGAUCUGGAUUACCGCUUGUUGGGACUUUAUUUCUGGACUUUUUACGGACAGUCGCCUCCCAGUGAGCGCUGUGGAUAUUUGUUCUUAUCCUGGAUCUUGUGGAUUACUUUACUGACUUCAGUAUGACCCUCGAAGAGGUUGUUGGAUCCAACAGCACCGACAAAAAGAUGGAGACGGUGACUCAGGCUCUGGAGGAGUUGCUGGUCGCGGCGCAGCGGCAGGACGGACUCACGGUGGGAGUCUACGAGUCUGCCAAACUCAUGAAUGUAGAUCCGGACAGCGUGGUUCUGUGCGUCCUCGCCACGGACGAGGAGGACGAGGAUGACAUCGCGCUGCAGAUCCACUUCACGCUGCUGCAGGCCUUCUGCUGCGACAACGACAUCAACAUCCUGCGGGUGUCCGGCAUGAGGCGGCUGGCCCAGCUGCUCGGAGAGGACACCGAGGACAGCAACGGCAACGAGCCCCGGGACCUGCACUGCAUCCUGGUCACUGUAAAACCCGCCGGUGCAGCCGCUGCAGUGCCAGGCUCUGAAGGAGGUCAGCAGCUUCUGCGAGGAGAGCCGCUGCACCAACCAGUGGGUGCCCUGCCUGCAGCUGCAGGACCGCUGAGCCCAAACCAGCCGACCCCAACCGAGUCCGACCGCCGAGGAGCGGUGAGAAAGAGAUGGAAUCACCCAAACGGCCAGUCCUCCUCCGAGGAAGAGGAGGAACUGACGUUUGAGAGACGGGGCGGGACCAGAGCGAGUUCGCCUUCCUGCCGAGUGGAUGGGUUGACCGGUCCGGUCCAGGCAGCGUGAGAGGUGUGGGGACUAUUUGUCCCCGCCCGGCCGGCCGCCGGACCGGCCCUGCUGGGGGAUGCGGGUCCCGGAGACGCACAGAGGGAGACUUUUUUUUUGCUGAGUGACGCAAAUCUGAGCGUCACCAACAGAACUGAAGGGACUGAGGAUCUGCUGGUGACCGAGCUGCAGGUGUUCUGCUCACCUGUGCACGUGCAUAUGGACUUUGAACAAUCAUUAGCCUGCUUUCUGUUACACACUGAUGUCACGCCUGUUUAUUUAAGUGAGAAGAUUAAUAUAUUGGUCAGAAGAAAGUCUACUUGUGAACUUUACCUGAAUAAAUUAUUGACAGAAAUGUGAGA
Molecule: messenger RNA, 1363 nt
Organism: Menidia menidia (Atlantic silverside)
Lineage: Eukaryota; Metazoa; Chordata; Actinopteri; Atheriniformes; Atherinopsidae
Source: the annotation of a GenBank genome assembly